Oncorhynchus keta (chum salmon) is the source of this 1678-nucleotide messenger RNA. Its product is annotated as putative nuclease HARBI1. The record is from RefSeq and is a predicted model, not a curated record. The transcript is spliced from 4 exons. Bases 70 to 1140 code for a protein of 356 amino acids. NCBI's taxonomy places the organism in Eukaryota, Metazoa, Chordata, Actinopteri, Salmoniformes, Salmonidae.
AUGUCAUCGUUAUAAGGCAUCGCCCUCUUUUGCCCACCCCCCCAGCACCAGGUGUGGCCACUAGCCUAUAUGAAGGCCCAAAAUUGUGUGUUCCUUUCUGCUCUGACAAUGGCAUGCCCAUUCGUGCGAGAUGUGGUGGAUGAAGAAGCACUUGUGCUGAGGAGAGCCUUCAGGCGAGAAAGGGUCUUCAGGGACCGGUUGGACCCACUGGCCUUCCCUGACGACCAUCUAUAUGAAAGAUACAGGUUUUCUGCAGAUGGCAUCAGGUAUCUAUGCAGACUACUGGGUCCCAGGAUUAAGCACCGCACUGCACGGAGCCAUGCACUGAGUGUGGAGCAAAUGGUUUGUGUGGCCUUGCGCUUUUUUGCUAGUGGAGCCUUCCUGUACUCAGUGGGGGAUGCAGAACAGCUGAACAAGGCCACAAUUUGCCGCACAAUAAGGAGUGUGUGUCUGGCUAUCAAAGCAUUAGCAGAUGUCUUCAUCUCCUUCCCUGGCCACAGAAGACUCUGUGACAUCAAAGAGGAGUUCUAUAGGAUUGCAGGUUUCCCCAAUGUCAUUGGUGCAGUGGACUGCACACACAUAAGGAUAAAAGCCCCCUCAGGUGCCCAUGAGGCCGAUUUUGUGAAUAGGAAAUCCUUUCACAGCAUUAAUGUUCAGAUGGUCUGCAAUGCUGACUGUGUGAUCAGCAAUGUUGUGGCAAAAUGGCCUGGCUCAGUCCAUGACUCCAGAAUCUUUCGGGCCUCUGAAAUCUAUCAGUGCCUAUCACAAGGUGAAUUCUCUGGUGUGUUGCUGGGAGACAGGGGGUAUGGCUGCCAGCCUUUUCUCCUGACACCUUUCACAGACCCCCAGGAAGCACAGCAGGCCUACAACCAUGCCCAUGCCAGGACCAGGGCCAGAGUUGAAAUGACCUUUGGCCUCCUGAAGGCACGCUUUCACUGCCUUCACAAAUUAAGGGUCAGCCCUGUUAGGGCAUGUGAUAUUACUGUGGCUUGUGCUGUCCUCCACAAUGUGGCCUGCCUGAGGAAGGAGAGGGCCCCCAGAGUGCCACCAGCCAUGGACUGGGACAAUCCGGCAAUCUUCCCUGAUGACGACAGUGGUCGGCUGCUGAGGGACCAAUAUGUGUUGAAUUAUUUUAGUUAGUAUGUGUGCUUUCAAUUUUGGUUAAAUAUGUCCUGCGGUGGCAGAGGAAUUUGGGUUUUUUGGGUUCGUUUUUUUACGAAUUUGGCCUCUUAUGAUGUUUGUGCGGUAUACUGUGUGUAAUACAAGGCUGCAGGGAGGCUACUGCAUCCAUUCAUUUGUCUGUUCAGUUGAUGUGUAUGGAUUUGUCCUGCAUUUAUUUUAGUGUGCAGACAUGCAGGGUGUGUUAUAUACAGACCUUUGAAUGUGUAUGUAUCAUUUUGUAUAAUAUGCUUGGAUUCUGUGCUUUCCAUCUUGUAGAGUCACUGUGACUUCAGUUUCGAAAGGAGCUGAUGGUUUACCUGCUUUGUUUUGUCCUUAUUCAAUAAAGGAACAUAAUGUUACACAUUGUGUUUUUAUAUUCAUAUGGAAUGUGUAUUUGUUUAUAUGACAGAGUACUAGGGCCACACUGAAGAAAAAGGAUAAAGUCAUAAAUUUAUGAGGCUGGUUCUUUCUGCAGAAAAGCUACAUAUUGUUUUUACAGUUUUGAUACUUAUGACAA